UUUUCUGUUCAAGAAACCCCACAAAUGGCGAAGAAUAGAAACAAGAAGAAACGAACAGGCGCUGUUUCAAUGGACGUGACCGAACCAACUGUUUCAGAUAUGGUUCAAGCAAUGGACACUUCAGAAUCUGGAGCUCAAAAGCAAGCUUCUAGUAUGCUCAAUAUCAGAAAGAUCAAGAAGGAAAGACCAAUGAAGAGGUCAAAGAAUGUGCGAAAGAAGAAAGCCAUAGAAAAAGCUAUAUCCAAAAAUGAUAAGUAUGUCGAGAAGACUUUGAAGAAAGAAAGCAAAUCAUUGAAAACUCAGUCUGCUAAAAAACUAUACGAAUGAUUCUGAUUAUCAAGGUCAUUAUCGUGAAAGGGGCUCCAAGAGAUACCAUUUAUUUUCUUGAAAGUAAUUUACAUUGCUAGAGUAUAAUAUUUAUUUAUUGGUAGAGUUGUAGAAUUAGUUGAAUGUUUCAAUAUCCAACUUAUGGAAUUGUCAUUUCGAUCCUGUCAAUAUUCUAAAAGGUCCGGAUGUAUAGCAUAAGCAUUUUCAAUUAAAUUUAUUGUGAUAGGAUAUUGUACGACGGUGAAGAGAAAACAAAAGCCUUCAUGCAUAUGAGUUUUGAGUUCAAAUGACUGAAGGAAAUUUGUUCCUCAUGUUUCAAUGAUUGAUGCAUCAGAUUUUCAACCUA
Molecule: messenger RNA, 673 nt
Organism: Pistacia vera
Lineage: Eukaryota; Viridiplantae; Streptophyta; Magnoliopsida; Sapindales; Anacardiaceae
Exons: 3
Coding region: 25-327 (100 amino acids)
Source: RefSeq, a predicted model, not a curated record